Molecule: messenger RNA, 843 nt
Organism: Punctularia strigosozonata HHB-11173 SS5
Lineage: Eukaryota; Fungi; Basidiomycota; Agaricomycetes; Corticiales; Punctulariaceae
Exons: 1
Coding region: 1-843 (280 amino acids)
Source: RefSeq, a predicted model, not a curated record
AUGAACAUUCCCUUCUCCUACGUGGCGCCCAAGACGUACGAAGAAAGCGAUCCAGAAAAUCUAGGCGUCAUCGUCGAGAAACUUCGCAUGGUGGAAUUCCCGUUCAGGCGGUCUUGGGACGACGGACCUGAUGAGGACGGAUACAUGUGCAUUUGGUCGAGAACGGAUGGCUUCUGGAGCUUUGAGGCGCUUCACAUCCGGCAGGAGCCCCACUUCUUUUCCAAAGCCCCACUCGUCUUCGCCACCUUCCGUUAUGAGCACAAGCUCCAUGUAGUGCUCUAUCCUGACUCCACGAUACACGAGACUCGCAUGAUCUCCCCACCCCCCCCACGUCAAUGCUGCUAUGAGCAACCAUGCCCCCCCCCAAGCUUCGUCUGGCAGCAAGACGACUCCGGCCGUUGGCAGAGCGCCUUUGUCAACGAGAAAGACACCUUUGUAUUCGCCGUCGAGUUUGCAUCCUCGUCCGGUUGCCUAGUUGAACUCCCGCGAGUCCAGCACGUCUUUGCGCUGAACGACGGGGUCGACCACAUAAACGGCCCGCCUUCACCGCCUUCCGUAUUGCGUUGGCGCUCAUGCUCCCGUUGCCUGUCAAAGCGUCGGGUUUACGAAGAUGUCGGCGUGCCGAUGCCCGGCGGUUAUCUCCCCCACUCUAUCGCGCCGGGCCAACCUCUCGAGCCACGCACACCCUGUUCCUACCUAGAAAGCAUGCGUGCUUGCAGUCGCCGUUUUCGUACCCCAGCUGAGGGGCCCUAUCAGCCUGCUACGGCUCAACAGCGUCCUCACGUCGAUAGAUCAGAGCAAAGCGUGUGGUGGGGAUGGUUGAAGCGACUGCUCGGGAUGUGA